Molecule: messenger RNA, 2134 nt
Organism: Gryllus bimaculatus (two-spotted cricket)
Lineage: Eukaryota; Metazoa; Arthropoda; Insecta; Orthoptera; Gryllidae
Source: the annotation of a GenBank genome assembly
AGAACACCCAAGGUGUUUGUGUGCCUAUGUAUUGCUUGCAACUGCUUGUGAUGUUGUGAUGGGAUCAGCUGAUUGAGAUUUAAUGGAAGCUGUUUUAAAGUGAAAAAUAAUACGUUAUUUGCAGUUCCACUUAAUUUAUCUUAUAUCAGUGAGUUUAUGAAAGAUGCGGUAAUGAAUUUUCGAUAUUAUAAAACCAAUUCUCGAUUGAAUAGUAAGAAUAAAUUAUCAUCCUUGUAUUAGCAAGAACGAAGUGCACAACUCAAGGAUUCUUCUUACAAAAGAUACAACAAUGAUUCCGGAUGGUGAGACUCUUUGUGCAGAAUUAACUGUUAAUGACCAUGCAUACAUAAUAUGUUUAGUUGCUGAAAACUCACCUGAACAAUUAUCAGUAUAUGUAACAGAUUGUGAAGAAUUUUUUAAAGGAUGCAUUACUUCAGAACAACUCACAUUAAUGGAGAAAGAGUUGAAAGUUUAUUCACAAAAGUCAAAAAGUAAUUUAUUUAGAAUUGCAAUGAAGCAGAAAAAAAUUUCAUUCUCAAAAGUUUCUUUACAAUUAAAUUUUACCAUUUCCUCAGAAACAAUUAAUGUAACUAUGGAAGAAAUAGAAGCAAAUAAUAGAUCUGCAUAUAUAAAAGCAUUAUUUUUCCGCAUGGCUAAGGAAAUGAGUGGCCCAGAGGAGAAAAUGUCACCAGCAAAGCCUUCCAUGUCUACAACAAUACGAAUUAACUCACAAGCCAGAUCUGUGAAACAAAAAUUACCUGGCACUAGUAUUGUGAAUCCUGGUGUGAAACGCAUACGCACAGGGACCGGUGUACAGUUUGAGGAAGACUGAUGGAAAUUGCUCACUCAAUUUCCAACAGAGCUGAAAAUUAAAUAUUUUAAAAUUUUUGAUUUCAUAUGUAUAUGUUUUUGUUACUGACAUGAAAUGUUUAUCAUUUACUAUUUUUGAUAUUGUUAGUGUUGUUAACAGUUUGUGUUUUAUUAAAUUAAUCACACAUUUUAUUUGUGUAUACAAAUUAUAUAUAAUUUAUCAUUUUACUUCAUGAAAAAGAUUGCAUUUUUGUCUCGUGUACAACUGUUAAUAAAGAGAUUUAUAUACAGGUACUCAAAGAUUUGCUCAACAAAGCAAACAUUUGACACGUCCAUCUUAAAUUGACAGUAAUAGGUCACGGUUGGAUGACACUGAAUCUAAAUAAAACUUGAUCCAUUUGAAAGACUUCAACAAAAACAAUAAAAGACAUAAAGAAUUGUAAAGCGUGAGGCGUCGUUUCGCCCUGAGGAAAGUCGGAGAAUGGCGGUCGAAACGUUGGCACCUGUCUCUAGGACGCGGCGUCUUUCAGACUGCCAAGCAGCUACAGAUUCCUGCCGCGGAAACCUACAAUCUCAUGAUUGCCAAACUAUAUUGCAUUUAUCCUUUUAAUUGUGGGGUGAUCACAUGGGUUGCUGAGUUCACAAAGGUAGUGGCAGCCAGCAACUGAAGACACUGGUGGCGAACUGCUGAAAUGAAGGCAACUUGUGGGACAAUUUUGAGACCGAGAACGAAAGGGCGGCAGACGGGAAGAGGUCGUAUGCGAAGUGAGCACUUGGGAGAAAAUGAUCUGGAGACUCGGCUCACAAAUGGAGAAGGGCGUGAGCGCAGUCUCGGUGGCAAGCCCGCGCAGGCCUCUGAGAUUGCAGCUGCCACAAGUGGACGUAAUCAUGCCUUCCCUCGAGACUCAGAAGAUUUCUCUCAGCUCUCGGCGACUUGAUUUCAUUCUUGUGUGUAUUUUUCAUUUUUUAUUUCGGAAUUCUGUGUCUCUCUUUGAUUAUAUUUAGGUUAAUUCUUUUUUUACUAAUAAGCUAUAAGAAGAUGCCCUGCAAAAGAGAGUAGAGUGACGAAGUAAAUGGAGUUAAUCGAUCUCUAUGAGGAACACGAGUUUUGGUGGAAUGUAAAACAAAUUGUAUAGGAAUCGCUAUAAAAAUGAGAAUGUUUGACGAAUUUGCAACAAAUGUUUGUUUUUUUUAAAAAAACUAAUGGAAAUUGCACUGCAGACAUCUGAAUAAAUGUUUUAGAACUGUUGUGCAUGUUCCAACUUAUUUACGAGUGUUGAACAAGCUCUGAAUUCAUUUCGUCGAUCCACCGAUUUCCUAAUCU